Molecule: messenger RNA, 933 nt
Organism: Prorocentrum cordatum
Lineage: Eukaryota; Dinophyceae; Prorocentrales; Prorocentraceae
Source: the annotation of a GenBank genome assembly
GUCGGUCGCGAGAAGCGCCCCAGCUGCGCGACCGCUAUGGACCCCAAUCGCAGCUGCGGCUCCAGGACAAGAAUGACUGGCGGGGAGCCCAGCACCAGGGCCUUAGCUGCCAACCUGCAGCCGUCAACAGGUGGGCACCUAAAGGGCGCCUCGCAGCCGCCUGCGCACAGGGGCGAGGUCGCGGAGCAACAUGCCAGCCCGACGAACUCGCCCGCCAGCAGGACCAUCUCGCCCAACACUUGCCGCAGCCUCUUCCGGAGUUCUGGCUGCAUGUUCUCGGCCCUCCCCGCCCCGAUGGAGCUAGAGGCAGGCCGCCUGAAAAAGCAGGCAAAAGGCCACGACUCGGCCGACGCGGGCAAGGGGAAGGGCAAGAAGAAGGGCCGCGUGCAGGGCGGAGAGCGCACCGACAGCAAGCUGGUGGACGACGAGGUGAUGGAGGGGCUCGAGGAGAUGGACGCCUCCGAGAUAGCGAGGCUCUUCCUGGUCGUGCUGAGGCUGCUGCCGAACUUGGGCGCCCGCGCCCGGCAGCAGGAAGCCGUGGCGCUGAUCGCCCUCGUCGCGCCGGUUGGUCUGCAGCCGGUGCUGUUCGCCCGUCAGCGGGCCCAGGGCUGGGUCGAGGUGGCCCAGAAGGCUCGCGCCGAGGCGAAGCCCGAGGCCGAGACCGCCAAGCACGGCGCGAUCUCAUUGGCAUGCGUGGUGGGACAUGCGGGCGGCCUGGUCAAGGAGGGGGGGGCGGUGGGGCGUGCCAACAGCAAGGUUAGCAGCGCCCGCACGGAGACAGACGCGAAGAUGCAGCUCAGCGCGAACGCGCAGACAAUCGCGACCGCCAACUGCUCCGAACAGCUCGGAGCCGCUCACAAACACGGCGCGGCGCCAAUGAGCCAUCUCGAGCGGAUCCUGCACACCGGCCUGAACACCCACAGCAUGAAGUAG